AUGGAAGUAUCUAGAAAUGAACGAAGAAAAUUGAGGUCUAGAUCGGGUUGUCAGACUUGUCGAUCGAGAAAGGUAAAAUGCGACGAAAGACCAGGCGGAUGCGACAACUGCGCCAGAUUGAGUCUGCCGUGUGGAUCGGGUCGUCAGGUGAAGCCAUUGAACGCGAAAAGGACAUUUCGCUCUUGUACUGCGUGUCGAAGUGCGAAGGUCAAGUGUUCUGGCGAUAGACCGGUUUGUCGGGGGUGUCAGAAUAAGAAAGCGCAGUGUGUUUAUGAUGAUGCUUCUGAGCCACGAUGGAAGAGGUUGAUGAGUAGAGACGGGAAUGAAGAGAGUUCGAGUGUAACUGAGACUGUGGAGGUUGAUUCGCCUCCACGAGAUGAAGCUAUAUCAGAUCUUCCAGAGUGGUUGAUAUCGUCUGAGUUACCGGAUCCAGAUAAGAUCCAACUUCUUGUCAAUGAAUACUUUUGCAAUAUUCAUCCACUACGAUGCUAUGCCUUCAUUCAUCAACCGUCAUUUCUUCAGAGACUGGAUAGUGGUCUAGCGAGAGCACCACAUCGACAUGCACUGCUGCAUAUCAUGUGUGCUUUGGGGGCUCAAUUCUACGCACUCGAGCAUCAACCAUCUCGAUCCACCCUCCAAGUUGGAGCUGAAUGGGCCAGAAAAGCACAAAGCUUGAUACUGGCCGAGCUAGACCGCGUCACAAUCGACAAUCUCAUGAUAAACCUCGAAUACAACACCGACAUUCUCUGUACUGAAUCUACCGGUCUCUCGCUGACAAUCAAAGAGUCCCGCCGUCGACUCAUGUGGAGUUGUUACGUGCUCGAUGCGCUGGUUGGAAGUGGCGUGGAUCAACUCACUCUCAUGGAUGAGAAACAUAUCAAGAUCCAACUACCGUGCAAUGAUCGCAACUUUCAGCAGAAAAUACCAUCCAUCACGGAGGUUCUAGAACCAGGCGAGGUACUAAGAUUUAUUCCCCUGGAAUUGAAGCCAGAACAUGCCGGGCGGAAUAUGGGAAUAAUGGGAUAUUUCAUCCGCCAUGUCGCAAUACGAAAGCGUGUGGUGCAGUAUAUCAAGCAUCUGGAUAUAGCCAAAGUACCAUGGGCUGCUGAUUCGGAAUUCGCGGUUCUCGACAAAGAAUGUCGAACGUGGUAUGAGUCUCUUCCUGCGAGUUUGCAAUUCACUCAAGAGGCGAUAUACAUGCGCAAGACAAGCUCGCAACUUGGUGCAUUAUGUGUGCUGCACUGCGCGCAUUAUUCGACCAUCUGCGAUUUAUACCGACUCGGUGCGCCGGCCUUGUAUAAACUGCGAGCUGCGUUUGACUUUCCACCUGAGCAGAGGGAUUUUCUGCGUCAUUUACAAGAAAUACUAUUCGAUGCCGCUAAGCAGAUUGCUAUUAUAAUCACUGAAUCGGCAAAGCAUGGAACGAGGAUGUUGGCGGAUUCGUGGCUGCCGAGUAUCACCUACGACAGCUGUCGGAUUAUGGUGUAUCAUCUUACGCAGAUACUUGAUCCAAGUGAGCAGAGCAAGGCACUUAUGCAGGAGACGCUAUCACAUCUGAAGAAUAAUAUCGUCGCGUUAAAGAAGAUGCAGUCUCUUAAUGCUAUUGCUGAAUCUCUCUGCUCCGCUGCUACAACUAUGGUGGAACGGUCUGGUAUCGAGUCGGAAAUUGUCCGCCAGAAUAACAUCAUCCCCGACGAUCCGUAUUCAUCGGCUGAUGAAAGCACUCAUUCGAGUCCUGGGACCCCGCCGCAGAGUGCGCCUGACUAUGUGCUUAACCCGUUGUCUAUCUAUCGCAUGGCGAGAAAGUCUGUUCCGGAACGACAUGCGCCGGAGAAGAAUACGCCGAGUAUACAUAUACAGAAUCGGAGUGGUGAUCUAGGGCGGACACCUCGUACUGAUACGCAGGAUAAUGCUGUUUCUGUUGAUCAGGCGAAUCUGGACGAAUUGCAGACACUGUUCAUGUCGGAUCUAGGCUGGGCGUGGCAACCAGCUGAUACAGCUGUUGGAUCGGGCAUUGAAGCUGGUUUACUGCCAUGGGCGGGGGGAAUUCACAGUCAGGGCGAGUCAUGGCUACCGACAUUUCCAUUUGAUAGAUAA
This is a messenger RNA of Aspergillus wentii DTO 134E9, 2097 nucleotides long. RefSeq names its product Zn(II)2Cys6 transcription factor. Gene Ontology annotation, cellular component: nucleus. The coding region runs from base 1 to 2097 and encodes 698 amino acids. Gene Ontology annotation, biological process: DNA-templated transcription; regulation of DNA-templated transcription. Gene Ontology annotation, molecular function: DNA binding; DNA-binding transcription factor activity, RNA polymerase II-specific; zinc ion binding. The record is from RefSeq and is a predicted model, not a curated record. The transcript has 5 exons. Lineage: Eukaryota; Fungi; Ascomycota; Eurotiomycetes; Eurotiales; Aspergillaceae.